Branchiostoma floridae (Florida lancelet) is the source of this 4592-nucleotide messenger RNA. RefSeq lists its product as uncharacterized. NCBI's taxonomy places the organism in Eukaryota, Metazoa, Chordata, Leptocardii, Amphioxiformes, Branchiostomatidae. The transcript is spliced from 16 exons. The record is from RefSeq and is a predicted model, not a curated record. The coding region runs from base 31 to 2811 and encodes 926 amino acids.
UGACCUCUUUCACCUUCUGAACCUUCAGGUAUGGGAAAGAGAAAGUUUGAGGGCAUCAGUUGCUCCAGGCCAAGGACGCCUAGAUUCCCGAUAACUUCAUGCCGCCUGGAUGGCUCUAAGGAGCAUGGCUUCGUCUACCUGCCUGGUUCAAGUUCUGUUGAGGUACCUGGAACUGGGCCAUCUCAGCAGCCAGAAGCAUACUUGCCACCACCUGCUGAUCCGGUUGAGCUGGACCAACCUACAACUGCAUCAGUCUCAUCAAAUAGAUAUAGAGCAGAGAAAGAGAAAGAGCUGGCCAAGUGGGAGGAGCUGAGAGAUCGUCUCCUGGAAACAGCCACACAGAUGGCGGCACCAGCCAGCUACUUGUGUUCCAUCUGCAGCAAAGAGGAAAGUUCCCCCAUAAGCUGCGAGGAGUGUGGCCCAACUGUAACCUAUUGCCCGGAGUGCUGUGUGAAAUGUCACAGCACUCCAUCACAUCACCCAAAGCAAUGGCUGGAGGACUAUUACCAGUAUGAACCUUUUGAACCUACCACCUCUGAGAACAUCAUCCUAGAGAGACCAGACCACAAGGACUGUGCUAACAGAAUACUGAAGCCCUUCAAUGUUUUCGACAGCACAGGUCGACACUCCUUCUGGAGAGUUUAUGUAUGCUCCCACGAGGAAGAGGCCUGCACCCUUCUUCGCUUUGGGCUGUGGGCAGCCAGCGCUGAUAGACCCCAAACGGCAUUUUCGACAUCUUUGCUAGAGUGGCUAACUGCACUGACGUUGGAGUGUCAAGUGUCUGUGCUAGGGUUUUGUAACGCCUUGCGGUGGAGGCAUAAUCUUUCAGUACCUGAGGUAAACCUUUUGUACAAGGCGUUGAUUGGGGAACCAAUGGCAGAGUUCCACCACUACAUACAUAGGAAGAGGACUCUGCAGCAUCUUUGCUCACAAGCAGGCAGUGGGACUGAAUGCCCUGCCUGUCCAAAGGAUGAUGGGAAUCUGAUGGUGUCGCUUGAUGCGAACUUCGGCCUUGUGCGAAAAAGGACCGCAGGUAGCAGUUCAAGAGCACCGCUGCACAAGGACCUUUACUUCCUUGACGAUGCCGCUGUACAGGACUUCAUGUCCACCUACUCAGAGGAAGUUAAACCAGAUGAGGAUUGCAACAACUUUAAGGCUGGCAGCUCAGUCCGGUCUAAAGGGAGACAGGAAAAACUGCAUGUAACAGGGGUUUUCGGGGCGGUAUGUCGCCACAGCAUGCCAUUGAAAUUCCUCAAUAUGCAUCACGGUGAAAGGCUGGGAUAUCCUGUAUACAUGAUACAGCAGCUUCUGUCGUCAGUCCAACCAGGGACUAAUGUAAAACUGCUUGUCAUGUAUGACAUCGCAUGCAUCAUGACAUCUCAUCUACGUAAUGCAGGUAUGGAUGAAAUGUUGGACAGCGUCAAAUUUGCCAUUCCGAUAUUUCACUGCUAUGGACAUAAGGCUUCUUGUCAGGUCCUCUACAGCCCUAGACGCUUGGAGGGAUUUGGCCUGACUGAUGGGGAAUGUGUUGAGAGGCUGUGGUCAUUCCUGCGGAGAUUUAGCUCGAUUACCAAAGAAAUGACCCCCAGUCACCGCACAGACCUCCUGACAGAUGCUUUGCUACAUUAUGCCAGGAGGAAAGUUUCAGAUAUGCCCAUGAGCAUCAUGCAGUCGUUUGACAAGGCUGUGGCAACACACAACAUGGCAGAAAAUGAAAUUGCAACUCUUCUGAACCAGUCUCAAGUGGCAGUGACUGAAGAGGAUGUGGAGAUGUGGAGACAAGCUGAGAUCGACACCAUCACUGCAAGAAAUAAAGAAAAGCCAAGCUCCACAGUGAGACAAUGGAAGAAGGCAUAUGUCUUAAACUUGUCUGCCUUUGUAUCAUUAAGAGAGGAGAUUCAGUCUUGCAGAGAUGGAAGUCUUCGUACAGCACUGUUGGCUCGCUACAGGGAAUUGGAGAAAAAGCUCACUGACACAGAGGGCAUUAGGGGCAUCAGUCGCUGGAAAGAGGAUAGUGAAGAGUACAGGGCAACGAUCCUCCAUGUUGACACGGAGGAGAGAAAGCUGGUCUUGGAAAAGCUGUGGAGGGAAGCGUCGGAGAGAACCUUCUUGUUGUCUUUGAAGAGGAAAUAUCCAGAUGGGCAGGCUAUAGCUACCAAGUUGUCCCGGCAAAUCAAAACCAUCAACAAUAAGAUUCAGAAGUCCAUCAAGAAAUACCAGAACAUUGCAAGAACUCCCCAGGACCCCAUCAGAUUCCCUCAGACGAUUGACUUUGUGGAUGCCUGCAACCCAACAUGGCAGUAUUACUCACAAUUAGAUGUGUUGGCAGAAGGAGACAUUCCACGGUCACUGAGAAGGCAAGCAAUUGAUGCCCUUUGCCUUAAGAAGAGGGCUGAGGAGGAGAAAGGCUUAGCGCUGAAGGAGAUGCAGCAGUUCGUUGUGACUAAGAUAAAGGAACAUGCUAUAUUGUUAGAGUCCAUACAGUCAUUCAAAACUGUUGCCAAUCUUGGUGCCAUAUCGCUGCUCAUGUCCAAGCUUGACAACGUACAAACAGAGCUUCUGUUUGCGCACACUCUGUUUAGCAGUAGAAACAUCAGUGGCCUCAUGCUCCCUGAUCUUCCUCCAAGAGAUUCUGCACAUGUCUCCUCAGCUGUCAGUGUCAGUGUGGAAGAUAUUAAUGGAAUGAAAGAUUUGAACAUGACAGAAGAUGGUGUAGAAUCAGAUGAUGAAGAUGAGGAGGAGGAUGCAGAAGCUAUCUUACGCAGGUUUAUCAUUGUUGAAGAAUCAGAAAGCUCAUAUAGCACAUGGUGAGUGUAUGGUGAGUUUAUGGUUUAUGUGCCUGGUAACAUAUGAAUGCAGACAUUUGUAGAAAAAGCUGAAUCCUGUAUAAUGUUAAUAUUGAUUUUGUUCCAUUUAUCUUUGAUCUUAUCAAUUUAGAUUUGUCAUGUCAAUUGUACAAGUUUAAGAGAACUUACGACGUAGGACAUAGCUACGUUGACUUUAAAUGCUUUUCUAAAAAUGGAGUGGGUGGCAGUAAUAGGUAUGCUAUUAAUAACUGCAAGUGUUCUUCGAAGCAUGAAAGAUUGAACAAGUUAGCAGAGCACUUUCUAAUGUUCUGUGUUCUAUCAAAUAUUAUAUUUAACUUAGCUUUAGAUUCUAAGUUGGCUACAAGGAACAGUGUUACUUAGUGUAAUUGUAGAUGUGUGUUUCAGAUGCGAUACUUUUAGGUACAUGUAUAUGAGCAAUUCCUGAUGAAUUGAUUUUCAAAAAAAUAAUCUCAUGUUCCUGUUGUAGUCCUUUUCAGCUUAAACUGUACUGACAUGUGUGAGAGAUGUCCGUGUCAGAGACCUAUGUUUGAGACCUAGUGUGAGUCUUUGGAAUUGCAAAGCUGACUCAAUUACAUGAUGAUGGUGAUAAUAAGGACAGAAAAUUGAUAGUUUAAGCUUUUAUUUGGACUUGCUUCAUUUUUUCCGUAUCAGUUCAUUACAUAACUGUAAUUAAUGAAUUUUCAUGUUUUUACAUAUGUACACAAAAAUAGUUGCAAACAUAAAGGUGAAAUUGUAUACAAAAAGACUUAAACUUGUGUUUUUUUCCAAAUAUUUGAUCGCUUUUGCCAUCAGCGCACAUGAGAUGACAGCAGAUGAGAAGCUGAUUAUGCAAUGGAUUACCUGCUUCUACCUGCAGAUGGCAGAGUUAUAAUGAACACUAACCAAGUCCCAAUUUCUUCAACAUGCAUAAACAAUGAGUCUGUAAAAAGAUAAACAGCUAGUAGAACUCGAAGCGUGCCUUUCUGUGAUGCACUGUGGUACUAUGGCAUUUAUUAUGACUCAGAUGUAACGUUAGAUGCUUUGAAAUCAUAGCUCUUUGGACUGUAGAUGUAAUUGUCAUGUUGAAGCUAAUAUGUAGCAUGCAGUAUCCUAGAUGCAAUGUUGUGAGCAACCAUUUUGGAUAUCCAUAUCUACAAAUAGCUUGCAAUCAUAUAUUUCAUGACUAUAUGUAUGCUGUCAGUAACUGUAAGUCCCUGAGGCAUGACUGAUUGAACAAGGAAGCAGAGCACUUUCUGAUGUUCGGAUUCUGUGUUUUAUCAAAAUUCCAUUGAAUAAGUAGCUAUGGAGAGGGAUGAAUUAAUUGUGUGUUAAAGAUGCUCUCCAGGAAAUGUUUAGGUAUAUAAUGUGAUGGGACCUGGUGUGUAUCCUGCUAUGCAAUGCUGACUUAAAGUGUUAAUGACACCAAUGACAGCAAUGUAUAACAUUUUGGUGAUUGUAAUCCAUUGAGAUAGAAUUAGUGCCAACACAGGACAACAUCCAGUUGUGCAUUGUAUAUAAAGGUAUGAACAAGUUGGCCUCUAUUUUGCAGGUAGACAGUUAUUGAUUUAGAUCCAUUUUGUCAAGCUUUAUUUUGCUGCAGUCAAAUCAUCAAGAAAUAAACAGUGGUCUUUGGGAAAAAAUCUGCUUCUGAGGUCCAUGAUUUUUAGGGCAGUUCAGCAGCCAUCAUCAUUCAUAUUUUUGAGUGAAGGGUAAAUCAGUUGCUUCUUUAAGUUACCAUGGUGACGUAAGGUUAUUUACAGUACUGAAAAGAAAGCCUACCAUAUG